CCUCUGCAGUCACUGUGCAAGGGGCAGGCUCAGAGUGUGCUGGAAGCCUGGAGCAGCUCUUCACCCACUCACUCGCUCUCACUCUCACUGGGAGUCAGAGGGAAAGCGAAAGACACAGAGAGAGAGAGAGAGAGAGAGAGAGAGAAGGAGGACAACAACAGGAACUAGGGGAGGUCUGACGCCACACACGCGCGCACACUCUCGUACGGGACACAACACACACAACACAAACUUCUCGUCUGUCUGUCUGUCUGCGUGCGCUCCGGUUUGCCUGUGCCGUGCGUCAGGGAGAACCCGCGACCAAGCCGACCCCUCGGUGCCUCACAGGGUGCGCACACGCUGUCACUGGGCAACACGUGCAGUGCCGUUUCCCGAGGAAGAAGAAGGGGGGAAAAAAAGGAGCCUUCAAAACGCCUCCAGUCCUCCAGGCCAGCCGCAAGGUCUGUGGAGCAGGACUGUGUCUUGUACGCAGCAGGGUUGUGUUUGGAGUGUGAGUUACCUGCCAGAGGAAGUGUGUGAAGUCUGUGUGUGUGUAUGUGUGUGUGUGCGUGUGUGUCUGUAUGUGCGUGACCGGAUCAACGAUGCCCUUAAGACACUCUCUCCCUAGGAGGUCCAGCAUGGACUCGGACGUCCAGCAUUCCAAGGCUACGGCUGGGGCUUACCUGGUGGCCCUUUAAUUUUCCAACCCUGACCACUCUGGACAACUUCUACUCCAACAGAUAGACGUCACGAGAACAGAAGAUCACACAAAGGUCACAACCGGCAAAAAACUGACCCUCAAGAACUCUUUUUAUCCUCUUUUUGUGUUUUUAUUUUUGUUUCGCAAAAAAAAGCCUUCCCGUCAGUUGCAGACAUGCUUUGGCGCAGGUUUGUGUGUCCUCUCCUCUCUUUGGCAGCCCUGCUGCUGGUCGCCAGCUGCGGAGUGGCAGAGCAGAAGAGGAGCGCGGAUGGCACCACUGCGACCUCGGUGGGCAAAGGUGGCAGCAGUGGCAGCAGCAGCAGCAGUGGCAGCAGUAGCAGCAGUAGCGGCAGCACAGCUGGUGGGCGUGAGGGUGGCGGAAGCAGCAGCAGCAGCAGCAGCAGCCGGCGCUACCACCGCGUCCAGCACGGCCAGUGCACCUACACCUUCAUCCUGCCCGAGGGCGAGGGGGGUCCCGGGGGCUCCGCGUGCCGGGAGUCCAAGGCGGGCACCCCGGCGUACAACGCCAACGCCCUGCAGAGGGACGCGCCGCCGCCCGAGCCCGACUUCUCCAGUCAGAAGAUCCAGCAGCUGGAGCACGUCAUGGAGAACUAUACCCAGUGGCUGCAGAAGAUCGAGAGCUACAUCAGGGAGAGCAUGAAGAUGGAGAUGGCACAGCUGCAGCAGAGCGCGGUCCACAAUCACACGGCGGCCAUGUUGGAAAUGGGCACCAGCCUCCUGUCUCGGACGGCGGAGCAGACGCGCAAACUCACAGAUGUGGAGACGCAGGUCCUCAACCAGACAUCAAGGCUGGAGAUUCAGCUGCUGGAGAAUUCGCUGUCCACCAACAAGCUGGAGAAGCAGCUCAUGCUGCAGACUAAUGAAAUCAGCAAGCUCCAUGACAAGAACGGCUUCCUGGAGCAGAAGAUGCAGGAGAUGGAGUCUCGGCACCGCGAGGAGCUGGAGGCUCUGAGGGACGAGAAGGGGGACCUGCAGUCGCUGGUGGGGAAGCAGCUCGGGGUGAUCCGCGAGUUGGAGAACCAGCUCGGCCGAGCCACGGGGAACAGUUCGGCUCUGCAGAGACAGCAGCAGGACCUGAUGGACACGGUCCACAACCUCCUCAACCUCUGCGCUAAGGAAGGAGUGAUCCCAAACAGCACCAAACAGACGGAAGAGGAGAAGACAUUUAAGGACUGCGCCGAGCUCUAUAAAGCCGGCUUCCAGAAGAACGGCGUGUACACCAUUCAGAUCAACACUCCAGAGCCCAAAAAGCAGGUCUACUGUAACAUGGAGAGCGCUGGGGGAGGAUGGACUGUGCUUCAGCACAGAGAAGAUGGCAGCGUGGACUUCCAGCGGACGUGGAAGGAAUACAAAAUGGGUUUUGGCAGCGUGUCUGGCGAGCACUGGCUGGGGAACGAGUUUGUCUACCAGCUCACCAACCAGCGGCAGUACGCCCUGCGCGUGGAGUUGACCGACUGGGACGGACACCAGGCGUACUCCCAGUACGACCGCUUCCACAUCGGUACCGAGAGGCAGAACUACAGGUUGUUCCUGAAGAGCCACACGGGGACAGCAGGUCGGCUGAGCAGCCUGGUGAUCCACGGAGCAGAUUUCAGCACCAAAGACAUGGACAACGACAACUGCAUGUGCAAGUGUGCACUCAUGCUCACUGGCGGUUGGUGGUUCGACGCUUGUGGCCCAUCAAACCUCAACGGCAUGUACUACAACCAAGGGCAGCACGUGGGCAAGCUCAACGGCAUCAAGUGGCACUACUUCAAAGGCCCCAGCUACUCACUCCGGGCCACCACUAUGAUGAUCCGGCCCCUGGACUUCUUAUAAUGACCCCUCUCCAACCCCCCCCCCCCCCCCCCUCCCCCUCCAUUCCAUACCAGAGCACUGCUGGGAAUGUUCCAGAACAGUGCUUCUCACUGGCUUCUUUGCAUGACUCCAUCCCAGCACCACCUCCACUGAACUCAUCUGGCGAGCCUUAUACUACCUGGCGAUCAAGUGACACUUUUGCCUGAUAACCUCUCUCCAGGAAUUGGGAUAGGGGGAAUUUCUGGGGGGCCUAUUUUUAUCGUGGUGUUUCUGCCAUGUUAGGUGCUUCAACUCUUUGGGACUUUUUUUUGGAAGACGUGCUUGGUUCUGUUAUUUUUACAUCCAAGGUAUGAACUUCAAGUGCCAUACACUUCUCGCGCCACAUCAGAGGACUACUGUGCUCGCCUUUGAUGGGAUGGGCCUGGCCUUUGGCUCAUUUGGCGAGUAGGGACGCUCAGCAAACACCCUCCAUCUGGAAGGUCAUUGGGAAACCAAGAGGGAAAUGUUUGAAUUGUUUUGUCAUUGUCUUUUUUUUUUUCGUAACAUGGAUGAUCAAAUUGCACAAUUACCUUUUGGGACAUGAGAUAUUUUAUAUUUUAUGCCUUUUUUUCCAUACCAGUACUUUAGUUUGAUACAUUUGGAAUGCUACUCUCUUUUGUAAAUAACUUUCCCAGGCAACCCAAGAAGACGAAUCGUUGCACACCGCUCCACUUGCAAGGUCACACACAGCAUAAUACUUGUAAUAUUUGUCUUUCAUGGGCAACAGAAUGGAACAAUGACUCUGAGAGCAAGGCCAUUGGUCAAUAGCUGUGCUGCAACAUGUAUGCUUGCUGGCCUGCCAAAGACUGUUGAUUAGUUCUAGAGUUCAUACUGCCCCCAUUGUUGUUAUUGGCUGUGACCUAUGAUAAAGGUUGAUCCACAUUUAUUAUUGGAUGUUUUAUACCGCCAGUGCCAAGACUCCUAAGUGCAAUAAUUUCAGCUCAAUGUCAGCGAUUGCAUUAGCAAAUGUAAAGAGAAUGUGACAUUGCAAAAUGGCUAUGCAAGGUACAUCAGCAUAAAUCACAAGAAGAAUUUAAACAAAAAAUGAUGGGCUGUUGUAUUCCAUUAUAAAUACUGUGUCCUAUGGCCAUUAAACUAGAUGCUGGCAAAACCACAAAAUGUCUACAUAAUUAGAGGCUGGAACAAAAGGCCAUAUGUGUAUCUGACAGUGGCAGAUUGAACAUGUCAGGAUUCCUGCCGAUCUGCUGGUAUAGUGGUGAACUGGUCAACAGUUUUAUAUUUUCCUUUAAAUCAGGGCCAGACAUUGGGAGUUGCAGGGUCAAAACUCAAUAGUUGUCUUGUUCCUUCAAAUUAAUGUUAUUUUAGCUUGAACAAAAUGUUUAUUGGGAACAAGACAUUAGACCACCAACACAUCUGGUGCUUAUUAAAUAACAUCUCCUUUCUUUCUGAUACAGUUCUACUUACAGUACAUGAGAACAGUAUGCAUCACACCAAGAAUUUCAAUUGGUAGAGUAGCCUACAGCUUUGAACUUUGCAUUAGCUGAUUAAAUGCCCUAUGUUGACACCAAGGCUACGUUGUCAUCAGCAGUAGCCUAACGCAAUGGAGCUGUUUCAUCAGAAGCUGGUCAGACAGCAUGUGUUCAGACGGCAAGUUAAAUGAUUUGGUCAGAUACAGAGGUCAAAUU
This is a messenger RNA of Sardina pilchardus (European sardine), 4182 nucleotides long. RefSeq names its product angiopoietin 1 (gene angpt1). Gene Ontology annotation, molecular function: receptor tyrosine kinase binding. The coding region runs from base 854 to 2518 and encodes 554 amino acids. NCBI's taxonomy places the organism in Eukaryota, Metazoa, Chordata, Actinopteri, Clupeiformes, Clupeidae. Gene Ontology annotation, biological process: Tie signaling pathway; angiogenesis. The transcript is spliced from 9 exons. The record is from RefSeq and is a predicted model, not a curated record.